Messenger RNA from Schistosoma curassoni, 3254 nucleotides. Lineage: Eukaryota; Metazoa; Platyhelminthes; Trematoda; Strigeidida; Schistosomatidae. The record is from the annotation of a GenBank genome assembly.
GGUACAAUUCGACAGGACCGCUACUUGAGUUUUUAGAAUCGCUGUCCUGAUGUCAGACCGGAAAGCGGAGUUAGAGCGAAAAAAAGCAAAGCUUCUUGCUAUGCGAGAGGAAAAAAAGAAAAGAGAGGAAAUAAAGAAAACUGGUAUUUACGAUGCUGAAGUCUCAGACAUACGUCAAACGACUGAGGAAUUAUUAAAAGAUCUUGGCUUACCUGAACCCGUAGUACCUCAGGCUAGUAACAUACGUGAACUAGAAUCACCGUCUCUUGAUACGAUUGAUGGCGUGCUGUGAGUUUUUCUUAUCAGUUUUUUGCCUAUCGAUCGGUGUAUGCAUUGUAAGGCGAUCUGGUUUAUUUACAGUAUAUAUUUUCGAUUUCUUUCACCUUUCAUGGUUACAUCAGUUGUGGAAAAAUGAUCCAUCUGAACACCAGGGGACACAUACGCCGUUAAUAAAUUAAGGUUAUGGAAAGCUGAAGGCUUCUUUGUUAAACGUCUUUUUCCGAAUGUACAUAUUAAAAGCUUUUUGUUAGUUAUGCUAAAACGAUUUGCGUCCAGUCGUCAGUGCUUCUUAAUCUUUCGAAAACGUAGUUUGAAAUUGGCUUGCAAUACUGUUUACUGAUAUGUUCUGUUUUCACUGUUAUUUUCGUUGCAAAUAAGCUGCUAAACAGGCAUGCGAAACCAGCAUAUAGUUUUUCUACAGAUAUUUAGUGUGGAAAAUUUGUUUGUUUGACUAAUGCCAAAAACGUUGUCCCAUUUCUCAUCUGUUUACUCCAUGCUUUUAUUAGCUCUGCUGUCAACUUCGGAUACAAACAACUUUUUAAUUCGUUAGUGUGAAUAUCUGCCACGCACAUAAAUGAAAAGAUAUUUUGGCAAACCCUAAUUUAGGCAAGAUAAACAAAUAGUUUAACUAUCACAAAAUCACACUCAAGAAAACUUUCAGCUUCGCUUUUCCGCUAACUACAGUGAAAUAUCGCAAAGUGAAUUUGCUCUGAUGUCAUGGAUUGCAAGAUGAUGACAAUUGUUUCCUUACUCAAUACUCAUGAAUUUAGGAUGAUUUCAUAUGCCUUUUCCUUAUUUCUGCCACACUUUAUUGUUAGCCAACGUAAUUCCAAGAAACGGAAAAAUUUGCAAGUUUCUGAUGUUUUUGAGAUUGCGAUUCCUCCUCCGGAAACCAUAAUUUAUAGCAAAGAAACUCAGACUCUAGAAGAACCUCAAGAACGGGAAACAGGUCGUUCAACUGAUUAUUAUGUAUUAACAUACGAUGAAGGUAAUCGUGAUGAAGUGGAUGCCAAUGCUGCGUUAGCGGAACUGGAAAAGAUGCCUCAUAUCGGUGUCACUAAAACUGGACAAUCUCGUGGAAUAUUAGAUAAAAUUGAUGGAAUACGGACAAGUACUGAUGGUGUUGACGAGAAUACCUCAAAUGAUAUUCAACGUAAUGAUAUUAUCCUAAUGUCAGAGGAGGAAAAAGCUCAAUUAUUAUCAUCCGAUGCUUUUCUACGCUUUUUUGAACGUUCUUCACGUAUAAUUGAACGAGCGAUUUGUCAUCCAGAUGAAGGUAUCUUUUUGGAUUAUUCCGGUCAAGAUCUUGAAACUGAAGAGUCUGAUGAAUUGCUAACUGUAUCGAAUGAAUUUUUUGAUGAAAGAUGGUCUAAACAUCGUACAAUCACUGGUUUAGAUUGGUCAACUAUAUUUCCAGAAUUAUUACUUACAGCAUAUCAUAUGAAUGAAGAAGCUGUUCAUGAACCUGAAGGUGUUUGCUUAAUGUGGAAUAUGAAAUAUCCAAAGAAAUUAACACCGGAAUUUACAUUUCAUUGUCAAUCCCCAGUUACAUCGGCUAGUUUAUCACGUUUCCAUCCAAACAUUGUAGUUGGUGGUACUUAUUCUGGACAGAUUGUCUUAUGGGAUAGUCGAGUCAAUAAACGAACACCAGUUCAGCGUAGUCCAUUAACAUCAUGGGCUCAUACCCAUCCAGUAUUUGCAAUUACACUAAUUGGUACUCAGAAUGCCCACAAUAUUAUUAGUUUAGGAUCAGAUGGCUCAUUGUGUGCAUGGAGUUUAGAAAUGUUAGCACAACCACGAGAGAAAAGUAAAGUUUGUGAAAUGUCUUCUGGUGGUCUGUUCGAUCUUUAUCCUACAUGUAUGUCAUUUUUUGCUAAUGAUGUGAAUAAUUACGCUGUUGGUGCUGAAAAUGGUAAUGCUUAUUGUGGACAACGGCAUAGCAGUCGUACGGGUGUUGCUGAAGAAACUUCACGUCAUGUUCCAUAUAAAGGACAUGGUGCACCUCUUACAGCCAUCUCUACUCAUCCAAGUCCUGGUGCUUUUAGUUUUUCAUCGCUGUUUCUUACUGCAUCAUUAGAUUGGACUGUACGUUUAUGGCCUACACGUGAACAUAAACCUAUACAUACAUUUGAUGAUUAUUCGGAUUAUGUAUAUGAUGUAUGCUGGAGUCCUAUACAUCCGGCUGUAUUUUCCGCUGUUGAUGGUACUGGAAAUUUAGAUAUAUGGGAUAUGAAUCAAGAUGCUGAAAUUCCUGUGGCUCGUCGCAAAUUAGGAUUAUCAAGCAAUGUAGACACAUCUUCAUCGUCAUCAUCUGGUCUAGUUGGUGUUGCUUUAAAUAAAUGCCGUUGGAAUAUUGCAGGCACACAUGUAGCUGUUGGAGAUGAUACCGGUCGUGUUACUGUUUGUAAUGUUCACGAAAGUCUUUCUCAACCUGCCACUGAUGAUUGGUCUAGUUUCGCACAUGUAUUAUCUGAUCUUAAACACUAUGAAAUGGAGCCAGAAGUAGAAACAGAAGCAUAAUCUUGGUUUAAGGCCUGAUUUUCUCUAUUUUUUUUGUAUUUCUGUGAAUCAUACAUACCUCUUCUAUGUAACACCAAUCAGCUUCAAUCUUAUUUUAGGUUGUUUUGAGAACUGAAGUUGCAUUUGUAAGUUGACAUUAACAUAUUUGGUUUUCAUGACAAUUGAUAAAGUACUUUAAUAUAGGGGUUCCGUUUAAAAAAUAUCUUUAAAAGGCUGUGUUGGGUUUCUUUCUUUUUUUUUUAGAAAAAGCUUCUAUGACUUGUAUUUUGUUUUAUUUUGGUCCUAUCUAAUUAUGUAAGUAGUUUAAGAUGACAGUGUGCAAUGGAGUUCUCAAUUUCUUCACUUUUAUUCAAAUUUUUGUUAUUUGUGAUAAUGCUCUUAAAUUUCAUAAUAUUUUGUCUAACUCGGUUACUUUUGAUGCUUCCUUAUAAUUAUCAUAAAUAAUACUGAGUAAU